Vitis riparia (riverbank grape) is the source of this 552-nucleotide messenger RNA. RefSeq lists its product as uncharacterized. The transcript has a single exon. The coding region runs from base 1 to 552 and encodes 183 amino acids. NCBI's taxonomy places the organism in Eukaryota, Viridiplantae, Streptophyta, Magnoliopsida, Vitales, Vitaceae. The record is from RefSeq and is a predicted model, not a curated record.
AUGGAGCAAUGCAAAAACCUGCACUACCUGGUAGAAGAGCUCAUUAAAGUCGGACACCUAAAGCAAUAUGUCCAUGCCCCCAAUGGACGAGACGAAAAAGGAGCAAUUGAACGGGCCCCUCCGUCUCCUACAACACCUAGAGCAAUCAUCAAUUAUAUACAUGGAGGGCUCGUAGAUGACAAGUACUACUCCCAAAAACGGAGGCGAAGGCUAGUUCAUGCAGUUUCUAUCAAAAAGAGAGUACAUACCAUUCAGUGCACGUUCACUGAUGACAGUGUUCGACCGAUAGACAGGCCCAUUACCUUCUCUCCUAUUAACUCCAACUGGGUAAUCCUUUCGCACGAGGGUGCCUUGGUCCUAACACUUGUAGUUAAUGACUUUGAUGUGCAUAGAAUUCUAGUUGAUCCAGGAAGCUCUGCCGACCUCCUGCAAAUGUCAGUCUAUAGGCAAAUAAGGUAUUUCCCAUCUGCUUUAGAAAAUCCUGGUCGCAUUUUUACCGAUUUCAAUGGAGCGUCAAUAGUCUCCUUGGACAAUAUCAUCAUUCCCGUCUAG